This is a messenger RNA of Pocillopora meandrina, 7787 nucleotides long. The record is from the annotation of a GenBank genome assembly. Lineage: Eukaryota; Metazoa; Cnidaria; Anthozoa; Scleractinia; Pocilloporidae.
AUGUUGUACCUUGUGGGUCUUGGGUUAGGAGAUGCGAAGGAUAUCACUGUUAAAGGACUCGAAAUCGUUAAAAAGGCAGACCAUGUAUUUCUGGAGGCAUAUACAUCAAUUCUUUGUGUAGGAAAGGAAGUAUUGGUAAGCACAUAGGGAUUACUAAAAUUACAACAAUCAAAUAUUUUAUUUGCUUCGGUAAAACUCCCGUUUAGGAUAGAAUCAUACGGAAAAAAAUGUUUCCUUCCACAAAGGAUUCCUUUCCAUAUAGGAAAGAGGGACUAUGUUUUUUUUCUGAAAUGUCAAUCGUGACCAAAGUUAGAAGUUAUGAACAUGUAACUUCUCCCUAUAAUAUUCAUACAGGAGCCAGCAAACAGGCAACGAGAAUACCCAAACUUAUCAGGGGGAAGUUCUUACCUUGAUUUAACAUCAAAUUCUUGUUACUGAUUUAAAGGGCAAUGUGUAGCAGGUGGAGGGGAGAAUUAACAACCAGAUCUUUGGAGUUAAAGGGUAAAGACAUUCCUCAGGAUUUCUUAAUCUUGAUUCACUUAUUGGGGUCAAAUGAUGCAGAGAAUCUGAAAAUGACCACAAAUUUACAACUUGAAUUGGCAGAUUCAAAUGUCCUCUUAAAAAAAGGAUAAAAAAUGAAAUACAUGUAAUAUAUGAAUAAAAUUAUCUCAAAAUUAUAUCCUUCCCAGAUUCUUUGAGGGAAGGCAUCAAAAUGUAAGCAAAUCAGAUUUUUUUUAGAACUCAUCCUGAAUGUUUUUUUCUCUUUUUUAGGAAGAAUUUUAUGGAUGCAAAAUCCAGUUGGCUGAUAGAGAAACAGUGGAACAAAAUUCAGGUGAAUACUUGUGUUAAAUAAUUUUAUUUGUAGCACUUGAAAUGUUACAUUUUUAAAAAGGAUAAUUGUUAGGAGAGCCUGGGGCUCAAUGGAUAUCAUGCUGAACUCCAGGUCUCACAAUUCAUGUCACAGCCCUGGGACGCAAAUGAAAAGAAAGAUAAAUGGUGAGAAAUCCAUGAAAAACCAUUAACCCUUUAAUGCUCAUGGGUGACCAGGACAGAAUUUCUCCUUACAAUAUCCAUACAAUAUCAACCAGAUAAAUGAUGAGAAUUAAGAAAAAUAAUAAUUUGGGGAUAAUCAGUGGGUCCAAUACUAAAAUUCUCUGAACUAACAUAAUAAUAAUUGUAUGGUUGACAUUUAGGAGAAUUAGAAAUUUGAUCUGGUAGUUAAAGGGUUAAGGCUUGAAAGGGUAGAUUCCCUCACAAGCAGAUAAAUAAACCUACUGUAGACAACAGAUAUAGUAAAUGACAUGUCAACAAGCUAUAUUAUAAUGAUCAUUAAUGGGAUUAGAUGAUGAGAAUGUACAUUUUGUUUGUGAAGACAUUAGAGUAAUUUAACCCUUUAACUCCCAUGAGUGACCAAGACAGAAUUUCUUACAAUAUAAAUACAAUGGCAAGCAGGCAAGUGAUGAGAAUAAAGAAAAAAUCUUAAUUUGGGAAUUAUUAGUUGAUCCAAUACCAAAUUCUCCAAACUAACAUCACAAGAACUAUAUUGCAGACAGUAAGGAGAAUUACUCAUGAGAUCUUGGGAGUUAAUGGGUUAAUGCCAAAACAUAUUUGCUGAACCUCCAUCACACUUCACUCAACUGAAAAUCAUAACAAAUGGUUUGGGAGUUAACCCUUUACACCAUAACAUCAGUAAGCAUUUUCUCCAUACUGUUCUCUAUACAUUUGCCAGGGUAUUUAAAAGGAGAAAUUGUCUGACAGUCAAGAGCUUACUUAGUUGGUGAUCAUUUACUUUAUUCUUGAGACCUUGAUGUAUGAUUAAGGGGUGAUUUUACAAUGAGAAACUAGAUACCAAUCACUCUUAAGGUUUAACCCUUUAACACCUAAGAGUGACUAGCAUUUAAUUUCUCCUUCAAAUAUCACCACUGAAUCACACAUUAAUAUCAUGAGAAUAAAGGAAAUGAUCACCAACUAAAGAAACUCUUGAUUGUUAGGAAAAUUCUCCUUGUCAGCACCUUAGUAAAUGUACAGAGAACAGUAUGGAGAAUAUGAAUUCUGAUGUUAGAGUGUAAAAGGUUAAAAAAUUCUAGAGUUACUUUUGAUAGACCAACAUCCUCUCUUAUCCCAUCCUAGUUGAUAAAAAGAAAACCACCAUGAAAGUUCUCUUAAGAUAAAUUCAGCUGAUGAUUAUCUCUAAAAGAUUAAAUAAUAUGAACUGUUUGUUCUUUAGAUCUUAUUCUGGAGCAUGCCAAGGAGAAAGAUGUUGCUUUCUUGGUUGUUGGAGAUCCCUUUGGGUAAGAAACAGUCAGCUUGAUUGAGUUAAAUUGCUUAAUGUAGUCUACCUUGUGAGCAGAGUCUACAAAGUAUUACUAAAUUUGCAGUAAACAUGGCCUGUAAAUUUUAAUGUAAUAGACUUGCUCUACUGAAAUAUAGUUUCUUUUAUUUUAGUUUUUUUGUUUAUAUCAUUUAGAUAUAAUAAUGAAACUUGUGGUGUGUUUCUUUACUUAACCCGUUAACUCCCAGAUCAAAUUUGUAAUUCUCCUUACUAUCAACCAUACAAUUCUUAUAAAGUUAGUUUAGAGAAUUUUGUGUUGGAUCAACUAAUUAUCCCUAAAUUGAUAUUUUCUUUAUUCUCAUCACUUAUCUGGUUGCUUUUGUACUGAUAUUGUAAGGAGAAAUCCUGUCUUGGUCACUCAUGGGAGUUAAGGGGUUAAGUCUGAGAUCAGCUAAAAGACCCAGAUCAUCAGGGCUUUUUGCAGAGAGGUAGAAUCAUAAGCCAUGAGGUUUGAUUUUUCUUGAGGGCUUAGAAUGUUUUCUUUGUGCCAUGCUGGUGAUAAGAGGAAAAAGUAUUAUUUUUCUAUUUUUUUUCAAAGGGCCACUACCCACACAGACCUGGUACUGAGAGCUCACCAGAUGGGCAUUCAAUAUCAAGUGAUCCAUAAUGCUUCUAUUAUGAAUGCAGUUGGAUGCUGUGGACUUCAGGUAGUUAUCACAAAGCUUUGAUUUUACAUAUAAGUGUAUGGUACAGUAACUGUACAUAUAUGUAUGGUAGUUAUAAACAGUCUUUACUAUUGUAUUCUUCAUCUUCACAGUUUGAUCCUUGCGUAGAAUUGAAUAUUUUAGCAGACUUGUGCAGCCCUAGACUCUUUUAAAGAGAGGUCAAAUUUUCUUGAUUGACAUUGUCACUCAGAUCAAUGCCUGCAAAGAGUAAAAUUUGACAGUUUUAACAAUUGUCUAAAAAUUUUUCUGGCUCCAAGGCUGGACAACCAUGCCAUUGAAAUUUGAAAUGGUUCUAAAAAAAUAAUUGUAGGAAAAAAAAAACAUCAUGCACUCUUGUUCAAGGGAACUGGUGACAAAUAUUUUUGCCUUACAGUCAGUGCGCUGGAAUCCUUGUCAAGAGGUCUGGGUUGGGGGUCUGGGUAUGAGACCUACCCAAGUCAUAGUGUUGUGUUCUUGGGCAAAACAUUUUACUUUGAGUGGGUCUCUCUCCAACCAGGCACCAGUUAUUUGAAGGGUGGAUAGUGCUAUCCACUGGAUAUGUCAUUCACUGGUGGAUACCCUAGUUGGGUUUUUUGACUUUUAUCCACAGGAUAGUUAUUUAUCCAUCGGAUAGCGUUAUCUGCCCUUUGAACAACAGGGCCCAGGAGCAUAAAUGGGUAUUGGCAAGUGGUCAGGGAGGCCUGAUAGGAAGCUGAGGGAUAACCUUGUGAUAGACUGAUGUCCCAUCCAGAGGGGAGUAGCUUCAUGUUAAGGAAACCAGGAUAAAAUCUGACAGGAUGGAUCACUCAGCUCAAGUACAGAUGUAACCUUUAAUGUUAAACAUUGAUUAUAAACAUUGCAAAUUUUUUUUCAGUUAUACAACUUUGGAGAGACAGUGUCCAUUGUACUUUGGACUGAUAACUGGAAACCAGACAGUUUUUACGAUAAGAUUGCAAGCAACAGAAAACAGGGUCUUCAUACACUUUGUUUAUUAGGUAAAUACUAACUGUGAACCCUAACAUCAGUGUGCAAGUUCUCUAUACUAUUCUCUAUACAUUUCCUAAGUUGCUGAUCAGGGGAAUUUGUUAAACAAUCAAGAACUGCUUUGGCUGGUGAUCAUUUCCUUUAUUUUUGCAAGGUUAAUGUUUGAUUCAGGGGUGAUUUUGUAAGAUGCUAGUCUUAAAGUGUAAACAUUCCUUUUCAUUUUCAAGAAACAUUUCUGUGCUUGGACAAAACCCAAACUCUAUUAAAUUCCUCCUCAGUCAUAAAGAUUUUUCCUAUUGUAGUGUAGAUAAGACGAGAAUAUUUUAUACUUUAAGGGAUUCUUGGUGAUAUUUUGUUUCAUAAGGAAAGAUGGUGAAAUUGGUUUUUCACAAGGGUCAAACUUUGAGACUUAAGCAAAAAAGAUAAGAUGACAAAUAUUUGUAGCCUAGUUGUUGAAUUGUUUGUUGUUAAUGACUUAGUGAGAGGGCUGAAAGGGAAAAUAUUUGGCUCAAGGGCAUGACAUUCAGACCAAGCAUAAGAGUAUGCAUCAUGACCUAGAGUCGAAUAUUUUCCUUCUUCAGCCUGACCUUUUUCAAUUGACAAGUAUUUUAUAAUGUGACCAUUGCUCUUCUUUCCCUUGCUGUCUUUUUUAUUUGCAUCCUGCAGGGUAGUAAGGCUUUUUUGAUGCUGCUUAUGCAGUUGCAUUAACAGCCAUAGUGUUUUUUUUAACAUAAGUGUGUGCAUGGGGUAAUAAGGGUACUCAAAUGGUAUUUUAUUUUGUGUUCUCACAUUAACCUUGUAACCCUUUAACUCUCAGAUCAAGUUUGUCAUUCUCCUUACUGUCAACCAUAUAAUUCUUAUAAUGUUAGUUCAGAGAAUUUAGUAUUGGAUCAAGUAAUUAUCCCCAAAUUGAUAUAUUUCUUUAUUCUCAUCACUCAUCUGGAUGAUAUUGUAUUGAUAUUGUAAGGAGAAAUUCUGUCUUGGUCACUCAUGGAAGUUAAAGGGUUAACGCUCAACAGUGACUGACACGCAACCUCUCCUUACAAUUCAAAUUUGUUGUCUUGUAAACAGGGAAUGAAAUUAGACAGGCUUAUCAGCCAGAGGAUGUUACCUUUAUAUAACACCAAAUUCUCUUGACUAAACUACAAGGACAUGUAUGGCAGCCAGUUGGGAGAGUAUGCAAUUGUAUCUUGGAGUUAACCCUUUAACUACCAAGAUCUUGUUGUUAAUUCUCCCCUAGAGCUGUCACACAUUUAUUUGUAAGCAAUUGACAGGAAUUUAGUGUUAGAUCAAGAUAACAACUUCUACCUGAUACAUCUGAGUCUUCUCAUCACUUGUUUGCUGAAUAAUGUAUGGGUAUUGUUGGGAGAAGUUACAUACUUAUCCCUCUCAGGGAUUAGAGGGUUAAGGGGUUCAUUUUCCCUGGACUUACAUUUGUGGUAAUCUUUUAUGCAGACAUUAAAGUAAAGGAACAGUCCUUGGAGAAUUUGAUGCGGUAGGUUAACCUUCUACCCUAACAUCAGCAUGUGUAUUCUCCAUACUGUUCUUUGUAAAUCUCCUAUGGCACUGACAAGGAGAUUUUAGUUGAAAAACCAGGAGAUUUUCAAGUUUAGGAUCAUGUUCUUAAAUUCUCGUGAGCCUAAAGUUUGAUUAACCCUUUACAUCCUAACAUCAGAAUUCAUAUUCUCCAUACUGUUCUCUGUACAUUUACUAAAGUGCUGAUAAGGAGAAUUUGUCUAACAAUCAAGAGUUUCUUUAGUUGGUGAUCAUUUCCUCUAUUCUCAUGACAUUAAUGUGUGAUUCAGUGGUGAUAUUGUUAGGAGAAAUUAAAUGCUAGUCACUCAUAGGGUUUAAAGGGUUGAGCAGUGAUCCUUAGUGAGAAAUUCCAUGCAAGUCACCCUCAGGGGUUAAAGGUUAAUGCAGGAAAUGUUUUCAACUCAAGAGUGGUAGUUGGUAAAUUUAAUCUGACUAUAGCCUCGGGCUUAGUCACUCAACCUUUUUUUCUACUUGGCAUGGCAACUGAAAGGAUCACAGGGGGUUGCCUGGGGGGUUGAAGCUUCAGAUUGAUUGACUCAUUAACUGCAGUUGGUCUGUAUUUCUUAACUUCAAGUUCUUUGUUUUAGGGGGAGAAAGGUUUAUGAACCUCCACGUUACAUGAGUGUAAAUGAAGCAGUGAGUCAACUUUUAGAUGUUGUGAGGAACAGAGAUUUGCAAGGAGAACCACCAGGUAGGAUCAUCUUAACCCUUUUAACUUCCCAGAUCUGAUUGUUAAUUCUCCCUUCUAGCUGCUACACAUUUUCUUGUAAAUUAGUUGCAAGAAUUUGGUGUUAGAUCAAAAUUAUAAUAACUUCUACUUGAUAAGUUUUGAUUAUUCUCUCUACCAGUUUGCUGGAUAAUGUAUGGAUAUCAUGAGUGGGAAGUUACUUGUUAAUGGCUUCUAGGAGUUAAAGAUUAGGCCCUUGGCCUCAGAAGUGAUCGGACAUGGUCUACCCUGUUGCUUUGGGGUCACCAUACCUAGAAGUUUGAUAAGUUUUGAUUAGUUGAUAACAUUUGCUCAUUCUUUUCAGCUGAGUGGUAUUUUUUCUUCAAUUUUACUGGCUUUCCACUUGUAAGAUCUCAUUAGUAAUUACCAAUUGUAAUUAGCUCUAUCAGCUGAGCUAACAAGCCAACAGGGAGCAGGUCAUUUUGUUGGUUUGUAAUAAACCUGUGUGAUGAAAAAUGAAUGACUGUGAAUAUCUGAAUAGUAUAAAUUUGAACGGCAGAUUAUAAAUGAAGAUGAGAGUGAUCUUCACAAUUAUGAACACUACCUGAGCAUUAGUGAAAAUAAAGCCUGAAAAAAAAUAUUAAUUGGAGGAUUUAGUUCAUUACUGCAAUGAUCACUCUCAUGUUCAUGUUAAGAGACUAAUAUGAUUUACUUCCUUCUUGUUUGACACAGCCAUGUUGACAGCUAUUCAAGGUAUAUACAGAUCAAUAUCAGUAUCUGGGCAACUGCCCACCUACCCCUCCCCUAAAUUGACAACAAGUUAAGGUUAAUGUUGAGUUAGGGGAGGGGUAGGCGGGCAGUUGCCCAGAUACUGAUAUUGAUCCGUAUAUACAGUGUAUGACAUUUUAGCUUUUCACUUAUCUUCUCAUUCUGGUUAUACCUUUUUGUUUUUUGUUAGCUUACACUGAUGAUACAAUUGCUGUGGGUGUAGCACGAGUUGGCUCAGCCAAUCAGCAGAUAGUUUGCAGCAGCAUGAAGGAGCUCUUGUCACAUGACCUCGGGCCACCUUUACACUCUCUUAUUAUACCUGGACAUUUGCAUUUUAUUGAAAAAGACAUGCUUAGGAUAUUUGCUUUGAAUCAGGCUAUACUGGAUGAGAGCUGACAUCCAAAGGAGACUCAAAAUAGUAUCAAUUGGAAUGCACAAGUGUACAUUUAAAGAAGCAAUGAAAUGUUUUGUGGAAUGUAACAAAAAGAAGUCCAUCUUAAUCGUCCACAUUGUUCCCAAUUCUAUCCUGUUUUCGUGCUACAUUUCAAACACAUUCCAAGGAGAUAAGACAUACCAUCCCACCUUUUAUUAACACCUUAAUGCUACAAAACUUUAUAUGGAUUAAUGUUUGGUAAUGCAUGUGACAAUGCAUGUGUGACAAUACAUGUCUGACAAUGCAUAUGUGACAAUGCUUGUGUGAUAAUGCAUGUGACAAUAUGUGUGUGAUGAUGCAUGUGUGAAAAUGCAAUGUCUAAGCUAUCCUCCCAUAGAAAAUUUGAAAUCAGAAAUAUAUGAAAAAAACUUUUCAUUAUCACUUUCUUUUCUACUUAUUUUACAAUAAAGCUUAGUACUGGUC